Molecule: messenger RNA, 384 nt
Organism: Serendipita indica DSM 11827
Lineage: Eukaryota; Fungi; Basidiomycota; Agaricomycetes; Sebacinales; Serendipitaceae
Source: the annotation of a GenBank genome assembly
AUGCGCGUCGGUUUCUUUGCCGUACUUUUCGCCUCGGCUGUUCUAUUGGGGACUGCUGCUCCACUCCCUAACCCUAUGAAGGGGCCCGCAACACACGCAAAGUGGGCAGAGUAUCACCGUUCAGAGGCCGCCAAGCAUGCGGAGUCAGCAAGACAAUUCCGGGAUGUAGCCGAGAUACACGGUAAUCAUGCCUGGAUGGCAGCAGCCAGGUCCGGUUAUGACAACUCCUCAGACGUUCGUCUGGCCGAGAGCAAUAGGAAACUAUCAAAGGAACAUGCGGAUGCCGCUGCCAAACACCGGAAUGCGGCUAAAUGGCACUCUCAACAGAAUCCCCAUAUUAUUUGGUCCCCAUCCCGUCGGCGAAGCAUAGAAGAGUUGGAUUAG